UGUUAUCAUUUCAUUUUCGAUUCGGAUAAUUUUUUAUCAUUUUAUCUGUAUUUAAAACAUUUCAUUACAAAUUUAUAUAAUAAUUAAAAUAUUAUUUAGAUCCCGUGGUGGAAUACAUACACAUCUGUUGUGUUAGAAAAUCUGUACUCACCCAAUAAAUGGUUAGAUUAUUGUGAUAAUGAACAGGCAUUAUGCCCUGAGUGUGAUAACUUUUUGAUUUCUUUAAAAUACCUAUUAGGUACCUUAUGAGUUCUGAAAGUAUGAUUGAUCCACGUAGUGACUUAUGUACAAGAUAUGUCACCAUAUUUAUUGUCGUAUCCUGCUAUUGGAUAGUGUCAAUAGCCACUGUGUUUGUAAAUAAGACAUUGCUCAGUGGCCAGUUGGUGUCUCUGGAUGCGCCUCUCUUCAUCACAUGGUUCCAAUGCAUAGUCUCUUUCAGCAUAUGUUGUACAUUGAGUAAAACCAAAGGAAUCCCCAGGGUAUUUGAAUUUCCCAAGGGUUCACCAUGGAGUAUAGAUGUUUUCAGAAAGGUGGUUCCUCUGUCAAUCAUGUUCACAUUGAUGAUAGCCACCAACAACCUUUGCCUCAAGUAUGUAGGUGUGUCUUUCUAUUACAUUGGAAGAUCUCUCACAACAGUUUUCAAUGUAGUCUUCAGUUAUAUGCUAUUGGGACAAAAGACAUCCUAUAGAUGUAUAAUGUGCUGUGCAUUUAUUGUUUUUGGAUUUUAUCUUGGGGUGGACCAAGAAACUUUGUUAGGUUCAUUUUCGUUGGUAGGCACAAUAUAUGGGGUUAUUGGUUCCCUUAUGCUUUCUCUCUAUUCAAUCUUCACAAAAAAAGUCCUCCCACAUGUAAAUCAGGAAGUGUGGCUCCUGUCAUAUUACAAUAAUGCUUACUCCAUCAUACUCUUCUUGCCGUUAAUGGUUAUAAAUGGAGAAAUAAAUGUAUUGCUGUGCUAUGAAAAUUUCAACAGUGCAUAUUUUUGGGGACAAAUGCUUGUUGGAGGUAUUUGCGGUUUUGCAAUUGGAUAUGUCACAUCAUUACAGAUUAAGGUUACAUCCCCACUGACCCACAACAUCUCCGGCACAGCCAAAGCUUGCGCGCAAACUGUGAUGGCCACCCAGUGGUACAAUGAGACAAAAAAUACUUUAUGGUGGACUUCCAAUAUUAUUAUAUUAGGCAGCAGUGCAUUAUACGCUAGGUUCAAACAAGUGGAAAUGGAGGUGAAAGCUCGCAAACCAGUGCCAGAAGAGAAGCAGAGUUUAGUAUGAUCAUAAUUUAUUUAUAAGACUUGUUAAUGACAAACCUUUGAAGCAAUAUGUAUAACAGUUUAGAUAGUAACUGUCUGAGCAAUUUGAGAAUAAGUGAAAACAUGUUUUGUUUGAGUGCAAUAUGUUGUGUUAUGAUAAUUGUUAAAUCACCAUUAAGUAUGUAUUGUUGAAAUUUUUAUCACAAAUUUGUAUGGAUUGAUUUAGGAGACUAUGAUAUACGACGCCCAAGGCUAGGUUUAUUUAUCUGUGGCUUAUGGUAAUAAACCAAUAGCUAAAUGUCUGAUUUACAUUCUUCCUCCUUAAGUAUUAUUUUAUUACUAAAAUUGUUGAAUAGCUUUUUAUUUUUAUUGUUACACUUUUUUGCGGGUUUAUCAGCAAUGUCAGUCUUUAUUAAAAUUAAUUUUCUAUUUGUGCUCUUAAUUUUUUAGACAAUAACGCAACAAUUUUUUGGUAUGUCGAUACAAAGCCCACAUUAUAAGCUUCAUUAGGAUCACGAAUAUGAUCAUAAAGUUCAACACCAUAGUUUAUAUCCCAAUUUCUCGUAAACUUUGAGCUAUUAAAUGAAAUCCAUUCAGUGUA
Messenger RNA from Amyelois transitella, 1847 nucleotides. It is a transcript of the gene nac, whose product is annotated as GDP-fucose transporter 1. Gene Ontology annotation, biological process: protein O-linked glycosylation via fucose; GDP-fucose import into Golgi lumen. Lineage: Eukaryota; Metazoa; Arthropoda; Insecta; Lepidoptera; Pyralidae. The record is from RefSeq and is a predicted model, not a curated record. The transcript has 5 exons. Gene Ontology annotation, molecular function: antiporter activity. The coding region runs from base 246 to 1268 and encodes 340 amino acids. Gene Ontology annotation, cellular component: Golgi apparatus.